CAACCUUCACAGUAGACCAAUCGGGCUGAGCGGUCCGCAACAACAACAACAACAACAUCCUCCAGCUAUUUCACUUCGGGUGUCAGCGAAAUACAUACAUGGGUAACUCGACAGGAAGCACCGUGGACGACCUGCAGGCGGUGGAGAUGCACCUGUGGUACAAGAAGUUCAUGACCGAGUGCCCCUCGGGUCAGCUCACCCUGCACGAGUUCAAGCAGUUCUUCGGGCUGCGGGGUUUGGACCCGGAGGCCAACGACUACAUAGAGCAGAUGUUCCGCACGUUUGACAUGAACAAGGACGGCUACAUCGACUUCAUGGAGUACGUGGCGGCCCUUAGCCUGGUGAUGCGCGGGAAGAUGGAGCACAAGCUGCGCUGGUAUUUCAAACUCUACGACGUGGACGGCAACGGCUGCAUCGACCGGCACGAGCUCCUCAACAUCAUAAAGGCCAUCCGUGCAAUCAAUGGUCAGGAGAAUCAGGAAAUGUCUGCUGAGGAUUUCACGAACCGCGUGUUUGACAGGAUUGAUAUAAACGGAGACGGCGAGCUUUCCUUGGAGGAGUUUGUGGCCGGUGCGCGCACCGAUGAUUUCAUGGAGGUGAUGAUAAAAAGUCUGGACCUCACUCACAUUGUGGCGAUGAUCGACAAACGGAGGCACAGCGUUUAGGCUCCGCCCAGUCGCCCCACCUCAUCCCCAUUCAUGACCCCGAGGGUCUCCGUGCACGGUCCUCUGUUGAAGAGGUUCACAUAGACUUGAGAUUUCUAUUCAGAUGGAAUAAUAUAAUUCCAGUGUGGCUGCAGACACUGACCUGUCCCAUGUCUUAUCUCUGAAACAGUGGCACACAUUGCACCUGAAAUGCAGUCAAGCUAUGCAAACUGGUCUUGUUUAUCGAUGCCGAGCUCUUCCCACUUCGGUGCGUGGGACGAUCCUUCAUCGUUCCACCGCCGAUUCCCCCGAGGAACAAAGGAGGGAGAUAAGCAGAGCGGCAAUUACAUGCACUCAAUGCUUUCCAAAUUAUUAUUUCUUCAGCGUCUGAGUUCUUCUGCAUCAAAAUACUGUUCCAGCCUCGGAAGUGUGCUUCAUAUCUUUAUGCAAAUUUGAUGAAGUCAAAAGACUAUAAAAAAAACGUGCUUUAAGCAGUGUGCAAACAAAGUAAAAUGUUUUUAACCUUUUUUAAAGUUUGAAUAAAUAAAGUGUAUCUACUGGAUAUAAAGUGUUGCACAGCCAAGCAUUUAUAAGCAGUACAUGAACAAUGAAAAAAUGGUUCAUAUCCCUCUUUGAGUACUUGUACAGAGCCAUAAGGACCUUUGAAAGUGUUUAAAUAUGUACAGUAUUUUCCAACAAUAAAAUGUGUUUUUUACAUUAUUAAAACUAUGUUUUACUUCA
Pseudoliparis swirei is the source of this 1385-nucleotide messenger RNA. RefSeq names its product guanylate cyclase activator 1A (gene guca1aa). Gene Ontology annotation, molecular function: calcium sensitive guanylate cyclase activator activity; calcium ion binding. The transcript has 4 exons. The record is from RefSeq and is a predicted model, not a curated record. Lineage: Eukaryota; Metazoa; Chordata; Actinopteri; Perciformes; Liparidae. The coding region runs from base 99 to 665 and encodes 188 amino acids.